Molecule: messenger RNA, 1827 nt
Organism: Sipha flava (yellow sugarcane aphid)
Lineage: Eukaryota; Metazoa; Arthropoda; Insecta; Hemiptera; Aphididae
Product: dihydrolipoyllysine-residue succinyltransferase component of 2-oxoglutarate dehydrogenase complex, mitochondrial
Exons: 10
Coding region: 287-1741 (484 amino acids)
Biological process (GO): tricarboxylic acid cycle
Cellular component (GO): oxoglutarate dehydrogenase complex
Molecular function (GO): dihydrolipoyllysine-residue succinyltransferase activity
Source: RefSeq, a predicted model, not a curated record
UCUGUCACAAGUUACGAGUGUAAUUUUGCAAAACAUGUGUUUAUUUUUAUCACAAUCUGCUAUCAAAUAAACCCUUGCCCUAGUGACGGCCGACUGACCUCUCGUCGUCGCCGCAGCUACGAAAAUUGUGACAAUAAUUGUUCCGGUGACCCGAAAAAUAAUUUAUAUUAAAUAACUAUUCUGAUUAUUAUUUCUUAAGCUCUCUAUUCAUCCGACCAAUACCCGGUGUAUUAAGUCUGUGCAUACGUCUUGCUGUUGAAUAAUUUGCUUUUGUGUUUUAUGUGAAAUGGCCUGUAUUUUGCACAUUGUCAAAGGUCUACCUAAGAACGCCUCAAAAAUAAGACAAACGCAGUUGAAGAAAUCUGAGGACUUGAACAAAUUAUACAAUGGACGCCAACUGAAUAAAACUGUUUUUAUAAGACAAUUGUCUACAGUUAACCAUAAUUUAGCUUUUUCAAAUUCACUUAGUAGUGCUGCAUCCAGUAUUAGGUCUUUUUAUCACUGUCGUUAUUUUCAAACAAGUACUUUCCAUUGGGAUGAGCAUGUUUUAAAAACACCAGCUUUUGCUGAUUCAGUCUCAGAAGGUGACAUGCGAUGGGAAAAGAAUGUUGGUGACUCAAUAGCAAUAGAUGAAGUUGUCUGUGAAAUUGAAACUGAUAAGACAUCAGUUCCUGUUCCUUCACCAGUCAAUGGAGUUCUUGAGAAAAAAUUUGUUGAAGAUGGUGCAACUGUCAAGGCUGGACAAGAUUUGUGUACAAUUACAAUUACAGAAGGCGGGCCUACACCAACUAAAACAGCUCCUAAAGUGGAAGAUGCUGCAAAACCUGUGGAGACACCAGUGGCAGCUGAUCCUGUAACAACACCACCACCACCACCACCACCACCACCACAAGUAACAUCAAAACCAUCACAGCCAAUAUCGCAACCACCACCUCCUCCAAGAGUAGCUGCACCAGCAGUAACUGCCCCACAAGCUUCAAAACAACAUGCUGCUACCGUUAAAUUGCCACCUGCUGAUCCUACCAAAGAAAUAUCUGGUACAAGAUCAGAAUACAGAGUUAAAAUGAAUCGUAUGCGAUUACGUAUUGCUGAACGUUUGAAGGAUGCUCAGAAUGUAAAUGCUAUGUUAACUACAUUUAAUGAGAUUGACAUGAGCUCAAUUAUGGACUUCCGCAAGACUAACCUUGAGGCUUUUCAAAAAAAACAUGGAUUAAAAUUAGGUUUUAUGUCCGCAUUCUUAAAAGCAUCAGCUUAUGCUCUGACAGAACAACCUGUUAUCAAUGCAGUGAUAGAAGGCAAUGAGAUUGUCUACCGAGAUUAUGUAGAUAUAUCUGUAGCUGUAGCAACUCCCAAAGGGUUACUAGUGCCUGUUGUGCGUAAUGUACAAGAAAUGACUUAUGCUGACAUUGAAAAAGCAAUUGCUGCUCUUGGUGAAAAGGCUAAAAAAGGUGCUAUCGAUGUAGAAGAUAUGGAUGGUGGUACAUUUACUGUCAGUAAUGGUGGAGUUUUUGGAUCCCUCAUGGGGACACCCAUCAUUAAUCCCCCACAAUCUGCUAUUUUAGGAAUGCAUGGCAUUUUUGAAAGGCCCGUUGCCAUCAAAGGACAGGUUGUUAUAAGACCCAUGAUGUAUGUAGCAUUAACAUAUGAUCACAGACUUGUAGAUGGUCGUGAAGCUGUAUUAUUCUUACGUAAGAUUAAAGCUGCCAUUGAAGAUCCCAGAAUAAUUAUUGCAGGAUUAUAAACUAUGAAAUAAUUUAAAGCCGGCAGUACUUAGAAUAACAAGCACUUAUUUAAUUUAAUUAUAUUAUACUGAAUUUUUUCCUAAAA